Messenger RNA from Scedosporium apiospermum, 669 nucleotides. RefSeq lists its product as uncharacterized. Gene Ontology annotation, molecular function: GTPase activity; GTP binding. The record is from RefSeq and is a predicted model, not a curated record. The coding region runs from base 1 to 669 and encodes 222 amino acids. NCBI's taxonomy places the organism in Eukaryota, Fungi, Ascomycota, Sordariomycetes, Microascales, Microascaceae. The transcript is spliced from 3 exons.
AUGGCGGAUCCCAAUGCUCCUAAGCCUAGCAGCAGCGUGAAGCUAGUGCUGUUGGGAGAGGCUGCUGUUGGAAAGUCAUCUCUCGUGCUACGUUUCGUCAACAAUGACUUCCAAGAGAACAAGGAGCCUACGAUUGGCGCCGCCUUCCUCACACAAAAAUGCAACCUCCCCUCGCGGACAAUCAAGUUCGAAAUAUGGGACACCGCCGGCCAGGAGCGCUUCGCCUCCCUAGCCCCCAUGUACUACCGCAACGCCCAAGCCGCCCUCGUAGUCUACGACAUCACCAAGCCCGCCUCCCUCAUCAAAGCCAAGCACUGGGUCGCCGAGCUCCAGCGCCAGGCCUCCCCCGGAAUCGUCAUCGCCCUCGUCGGCAACAAGCUCGAUCUCGCCGAUGACUCCGUCGACGACGACUCCAACGCCCGCAAGGUCUCCACCGAGGAGGCGAAGACGUACGCCGACGAGGAGAGCCUGCUCUUCUUUGAGACGAGCGCCAAGACGGGCCACAUGGUCGAGGAUGUGUUUACGGCCAUUGCCAAUGCCAUUCCGGAGACGAGUCUUAAGAGCUCCAGGGUGCCCGGGGCGAGCUCGGCGGCUAGGGGUGGUGAUGAGCAGAGGGUUAACCUUACGGGCCCGAGGGAUGUCGGUGCGAAGGAAGGCUGCGCUUGUUAG